Messenger RNA from Carlito syrichta (Philippine tarsier), 3697 nucleotides. RefSeq names its product RAB30, member RAS oncogene family (gene RAB30). The transcript has 5 exons. The record is from RefSeq and is a predicted model, not a curated record. Lineage: Eukaryota; Metazoa; Chordata; Mammalia; Primates; Tarsiidae. Gene Ontology annotation, molecular function: GTPase activity; GTP binding. Gene Ontology annotation, biological process: Rab protein signal transduction. Bases 234 to 770 code for a protein of 178 amino acids. Gene Ontology annotation, cellular component: trans-Golgi network.
GUCAUUGCAAAAACCCCACUGCAUUCAUUGUGCUACGGUCUCUCCACCCCCUGCUGCUGCUGGGCUUGCGAUUGCCGCUCGCUCCAGCUGAGCUAAGAGUAGCAGCAGCACCAGGGCAGGGACUGACUCCAGCCCUUGGACUCGCAGCACCUCCCCUUCCGUGCGUGACUCAUCCGCACAUCAUUUCUGUUUAUGCCUGGGGUGGGGAGAAAAAUCCCAAGCCAGCUGUGUAAAUGAGUAUGGAAGAUUAUGAUUUCCUGUUCAAAAUUGUUCUAAUCGGCAACGCUGGUGUGGGGAAGACGUGCCUUGUGCGACGAUUCACUCAGGGUCUUUUCCCCCCAGGUCAAGGAGCCACAAUUGGAGUUGAUUUUAUGAUUAAGACAGUAGAGAUUAAUGGUGAAAAAGUAAAGCUACAGAUCUGGGACACAGCAGGUCAGGAGAGAUUUCGGUCCAUUACCCAGAGUUAUUACCGAAGCGCCAAUGCCUUGAUCCUCACCUAUGACAUUACCUGUGAAGAAUCCUUCCGUUGCCUUCCUGAGUGGCUGCGGGAGAUAGAACAAUAUGCCAGCAACAAGGUCAUCACUGUGUUAGCAACAAGAUCGAUCUGGCUGAAAGGAGAGAGGUCUCCCAACAGAGAGCUGAAGAAUUCUCAGAAGCUCAGGACAUGUAUUACCUGGAGACCUCAGCCAAGGAAUCUGAUAAUGUGGAGAAACUCUUCCUUGACUUGGCCUGCCGACUCAUCAGUGAAGCCAGACAGAACACACUUGUGAACAAUGUAUCCUCACCCUUACCUGGAGAAGGGAAAAGCAUCAGCUAUUUGACUUGUUGUAAUUUCAACUAAAGGCUGCAGCAAGGAGAUGCAAAAGGAAUCAGCAGCUGCCCUGAUGGGCCACAAGUUGCUGGGGAGAUCUGGCGAUGACUGUGGCUCCCGCUCUUGGACCUUCUGACUCCUGGGGGCUUCUCAGCUUACAAAGCAUGGCAGGCCAAGGGCCUCGACCACAGGCCAGCAUUAGCAGAACAUAUAAUGGUUUUACCCUUUUGCAGUCUGGAGUUGGAGCAAGGAGAAAAUUGCACUAGGCACUCCAUGAUCUGCAGAGCAUGUUGCUUUUGUUUUUUAAAAAAGCAAGUAAAGGCGCAUUCCUGAAAACGGUCCAGGGGGAAAUAUGCUGUAGGGAUCCCUUCUGCACAUCAGUGGGUGCAUGUAGGGGCUAUUCUUUAGUGGCUUCUGGGGGCCCUGGUUUUCUUGUCUACCAGAUAAACCCAAACUGGGAAGGCCAAGUACUGUCUCUGUGGUGUAUACUGACGACCCAUAGAGAUUUUGAAAAGUGUUAUUUCUCUUGUUCACAGGCACUUUCAAGAACUUUGGGAUGUAAAAAUGAAAUGAAACCUUUACCCAUGACCAACAGUAACAAUCAUUGUUUUAAUAAUAUAUAAAAUUUCCAUGACUCCUUUUGGUGCUAAUGAUUCUGCUAUUUCACAGACCAAACAUUUUAGUACAUUAAUGUCCUUAAAUGUAUUAUAUAGAAAUAAAAAAAAAAUAUGGGGGAAAUCCAUGAAUCAGCACUCAUUCUCAAAGUCUCAUUGCAACCUUUUUAAAGGUGGAUUAUUUUUUUUUUUGGAAAAGAGAAUUCCUUUCAUGUUUCCCUCUGAAUCACUAUCAUCUUCUUCUUCUUUUAUUUUUCCUGCCUGUUAAGUAAAUUUAAAAGUUUGAAAAAUGAAAAAAAUAUGAAUGGUUGAUAUUCUAAUAUAAAAGAUUAGUGCUGAAACAUUAUGGGUUGCAUGAGAAAACAGAUCAGAUAUGACCAAAAUACUGUGGAUUAAUGGACUGCAGUGCAGGGCUCCAUACAGAGCACAGUCCUUGAUAGCAAGUCCCAUCUUUUACUUCUUGGUACUGUCUAUCUUGGACAGACCAAGGUUCAGAAUUUUGUAGGUUUUUUUAGUAAAGUGAGAAUAGCAACAGAUGAAAAGUCUUAUGAACCAUUUUUGUAUCUUCAGUGAUAACCUUAGAAAAAUUCUGCUUGUGGAAGCAGGUUGAACUGUCAUUUAUCCCCUCCAUCUUGUAAUAAUGUUCCCCUCAGACUCUUGACAUCCACUCUUUCCUGUUUCUUUUUCUUUUUCUCUCUCUCAUUCCCAGACUCCCCUUUUCAUUUUUCUUCCCUUCCUGCUGCUUUCCUUCCCUCCUGUCCUUAUAUGCAUGUGUUACUGCAAAUCUCCAAUUCUAAUGGAGGUGUAUAUGCCUUUACUUAGCCAAUUUUAAAACGACUCAAAAUGGAAGACGGGCUGCUGAAUAUGUGUUUCUGUUUCUUCAGUGCCAUCCUUUGAUAGCUUCCAAUUUGUUCUUUGAUAUAUAUGCAAAUUGGGAAAAUAAUUAAACCUGUAUGCUGUAGAUGCUGUCAGAUGUUUCUGUAGCUUGCUGCUUAGUAUAACUGAGGGGUUAGUAAUGGAAUGGGGAUAUGCUAGGUAAUUUCACUGUUGCUGUAGAUGGUGACAAUCUUAGUCCUGGUAAGUUGAUGUUUGAAAGCUAUUUAAUUGUAAAGAAAUGAGUCAUGUAGAGACAUGAUAUUGGUAAAGCAUUUCUGACAUUUCUCUAGCAGGUUUCACAGUGACCAAUCUCUUGCACAUGGGAUUAUACACAUUGUUUAGGGGACUGAUAGCUAUGGUUGGCCUCACUGUGUUCUUCCACUUCCUAUGGGAAAGAGGAAGGGGUCUGAGAAGUAUGACUUGUUUUGUUUUUCUUUUAGAAUCUGUCUCUACAGAAGGGAAAAGUCAUUUUAAUAAAUACCAAAAUAAUUUGUAACAUUUGUUGCCUUUCUCUCCCCAUCUUUUCCACUAAACAGAAAACAAGGUAAUCAACAUAGGCAGAACUUAUCUUUUUGAACUGGGAAGAAACAUCCCUAAGUUUAGAUUUACUACUCUUUAUUUAAAGCAAAAAUCCAAAUUCCCCAGCACAUGAUGACCCAACUUUGUCUCACAGCAGCAAGAGUGUUGAAAAUAAAGCUGCUUUGUGAACUUGGAGGAAAGGGUCUUGUUAAAUAGGACUGAUUCAAUUGCAGAAUAACUGCUUUUAGGGUCACACUUGUAUUAUUCCGUAGGGUUUAGCCUCCUCUAUAUACCCUUGGCCACACCCAAAAAGGGAUUAGAAAGCUCUGCUUUCAACUCUUUUCUUCCUUGUUGCUCCUCCCAGACUCUCUAGCUUACAGUCACCCAUCCAUGGCCCACCAGCAGGGAUUCAUGAGAAGUGAGACUUUGUUUCCUUUUUUCUUAGUUGUAUGAAUUCCUGGUUAGGCCUUAUGGACACUAGUCCACUCAUAUCGCUCAAGUUUGAGAACAAUCUCUGACAAUAUUGUAGGUGCAAUUGCAAUAAAUAUUAGUUGAAUAAGCAUUUUUGUGGCAAGAGGGGCUUUUUUGGGUAAACAGAAAUUCCUUCAAGGACAGCUUGAAAAAUUAAAUGAAGUCACCUUAAUGCAGGCCAGGACCUAAUUUACUGGUUUGCUUAAUAGUUUAUCGUGGCAAUAUUUGCUAAAAUGAGCCUUAAAAAAAAAAGUGAAUUCUCAUUUAAUGGUGGAUAAAAAGAGAUAGUUGCUUUAUUAUAAUUUAAUUUGGCUUGGUCUAAUAAUACAACUGAAGUCCACGUCUUCCUCCAUUUUUGGUAUGAUCUAUUUCUUCUUUCAAUAAAGUUAUUAAAUAUACGGCAAAA